Molecule: messenger RNA, 492 nt
Organism: Dissoconium aciculare CBS 342.82
Lineage: Eukaryota; Fungi; Ascomycota; Dothideomycetes; Mycosphaerellales; Dissoconiaceae
Product: nudix/mutt family protein
Exons: 2
Coding region: 1-492 (163 amino acids)
Biological process (GO): adenosine 5'-(hexahydrogen pentaphosphate) catabolic process; diadenosine hexaphosphate catabolic process; diphosphoinositol polyphosphate metabolic process
Cellular component (GO): nucleus; cytoplasm
Molecular function (GO): bis(5'-adenosyl)-pentaphosphatase activity; bis(5'-adenosyl)-hexaphosphatase activity; endopolyphosphatase activity
Source: RefSeq, a predicted model, not a curated record
AUGGCUCAAGACGCACCUAGGUCGAUGGAAGCGAGAGUGGGAAGGGACAAGCAGAGAUACGGACCCAACGGCGAGCGUCUAGUCGCAGGCGUCGUGCCCCUCUCAGCAGAUCGCACACAAGUCCUCUUGAUCCAAAAUUCGAGCCGCAAGGGUUGGGUCUUACCCAAAGGUGGUUGGGAGACAGACGAGGACACCCAGCAAGAGGCGGCCUGCCGCGAGGCCUGGGAAGAAGCGGGCAUCGAAUGUCGGGUGGACAGGGAUCUCGGCGAGAUCGAUGAGAUGCGCACCGAGGCCCAGCUGGCCAAGUAUGGUGCGGAUGCGCCACGCGCCCUGUACCGAUUCUACGAGGUCUGCGUCGUUGCGGAAAAGGACUCAUGGCCCGAGUCAUACAAGCGUGUGCGCCGCUGGCUCUCAUAUCGUGAGGCCAAGGAGUCACUCAAGGAUCGGCCAGAGCUCCUCGAGGCGCUCGAGAGGAGCAGUGUGGUGCGAUAG